Pararge aegeria (speckled wood butterfly) is the source of this 2817-nucleotide messenger RNA. RefSeq lists its product as uncharacterized. The coding region runs from base 1 to 2817 and encodes 938 amino acids. Gene Ontology annotation, molecular function: nucleic acid binding; zinc ion binding. NCBI's taxonomy places the organism in Eukaryota, Metazoa, Arthropoda, Insecta, Lepidoptera, Nymphalidae. The transcript is spliced from 5 exons. The record is from RefSeq and is a predicted model, not a curated record.
AUGAUGCCAACAAUGCUAACCAGAAGAGCGGCUGCAUUGCAAGAGCAAUUAAAACUUAAAAAUGCCCUCAGUGAACUAAAGUCACUGAAACAACUAAAUGCUGAUUUAAUGAGGGAACAAGAUGACAGUGAAGUGGAAAUGAGAUCAAUUAUUGCCAAGAACUCCCAGCUAAAGGGUGAACUAGCUGACCUACAUAGCGCUCACACUCUGGUCUUAGAGGAGCGCAACCAACUCCAGGAGGCAGUGCGUUCUUUUAACCAAUGCAUAUCUACUUAUGAUGAAGCUUUAGGAAGAAUUACUAUGUUGGAGGGUGAAUUAUGUAGCGCACAUAAAACUAUUGAUGACCUUCAGUCACAAUUACAAAAUGUAGAAAUGCAAUCAACAAAUAACUUGUAUGAUGAACUACUUACUUCAUCCUCAACAAUGCCAGUGUGCAUCGAUCUGACUUGUGAUAGCCCUUGUGUUAAAAAAACCAAGCCUCAAAUAGAUCUCCCCUUUUUAAAUAGCCACAAUAAAAUAAAAAAAUACAUUAGAAUUAGUAAAAUAAUAAAGAAAACUCAAAAAUUAGUAAAAAACCAGAAGAAAAGCAGUGAAAACCUGAUACUAAGAAAAGAACGUUCAGUUUUGUUAAAUAAGUUAAAUACCUUUUCUCUUUCUUUUCAAAGUAGCAGGGAAAAAUAUGAGAGUGAAAUCCAAACCUUAAAUGAUGUUAUUCAACAGCUGGAAGACUCACUUAAAACUAUGACUAUUAAAUAUGAGCUGUCAAAAAAGCAGAUUGAUGAACAAAUUCUGGCAGCUGAUGAGUUGUUAGCUCUAGGUACCUACAAUAGGGCUCGUUUUGAGUCAUUGGCAAAUAAAUGUCAAUCGGUUAUUUUAAUUAAAAUCACGCCUUUUGGUAAAAUCGAGCCUUUUGACGUUAGUUCCCACAACUGGGAUGCAUAUUGUCGUCGGGUGAAGCAAUUUAUUGCGUUAAAUAACAUCAGUGAAGAUUUACACGUGGCCACGUUGGUAACACAUGUCGGCAUUGCAUGUUACGAAUUGAUGUGCGACUUGUGUUCCCCGGAUUUACCGGAAGACAAGAAGUUUGAACAAUUAGUGAAGAUUGUCAAAGACCACUUGGAGCCACAAAGGUCGGAGAUCGCAGAGAGACAUAUGUUCCGGCAAAGGAAGCAAAGGCAAGGGGAGAUAGUGAGUGAUUAUUUGAAAAGUCUAAAACAUCUCGCCAAACAUUGCAAUUUUCGGGAUUCUUUGGAGGUAAAUUUGAGAGACCAGUUUGUUUCUGGCCUUCAAAGUGAAGAUAUGAGGUCACGAUUGUUUGCCGAGCGGAACAUCGAUUAUAAGCGAGCAAUAGAACUCGCAUUGGCGCUCGAGGCAGCGGAGAGACAUGCAGCGGAGGCAGCGUCCGGGGCGAGUUCCAGCGCCAUCUCGGAAGGGCUGCAUCGCAUCAGAUCCUCACCAGCGCGCGCGGAGCGCGGGCGCAUGAAACGGCGCGAGGGAGCGGGUGGCGUGCAGGCAGACGCGGCGGCCAGGGCCGGUGCGCUGAGCCUCGAGGGCUCACGGCGCGGCUGCUGGCGUUGCGGGCGCAGCGGGCAUCCGCCGUCCCGGUGCCGCUACAAGUUCUACAGCUGUGAUUCGUGUGGGCAGAGGGGCCACCUGAAGGUCGUGUGCGGUAAUGUUGAUAAGUGUAGUGAUGCGGUUAUACAGAAAACACAAAAGUUGCAUUUAGCUGACAAGACUCCAAUUUUCGUUAAAUCGCGCCCGCUUCCCCUCGCACUUCGCGCGCCGGUCGAGCGCGAGUUGGAGCGGUUGCAGCGAGAUGACGUCAUUUAUAAGGUAGACCGUUCUGAUUACGGUACGCCUAUUGUUCCUAUAAUAAAAAAAAAUGGAGACAUUCGUAUUUGUGGAGACUUUAAGGUCACUAUUAAUCCGCUAUUAAAAGAUUUUCAUUAUCCUCUUCCACAAAUUGAAGAUAUAUUUGCUACCCUUGGGGGAGGCGAACAGUUUUCUAAAUUAGACUUGUCCCACGCCUAUCAGCAAGUGUUAUUAACGGAGGACUCGCAACCCAUGACCGCUAUAACUACACACAUAGGCACCUUCGUUUACAAGCGAGUACCCUUUGGAAUAAAAUGUGUUCCUGAGUAUUUUGAAAAGUUGAUCGAAGAAACUCUGUGUGGCUUAUCCUCUACUGUAGCUUUUCAGGACGAUAUUUGUGUGACUGGCAAAGACAGAGAGACUCAUUGUAAAAAUUUACGUGCCGUUUUAGCCCGAUUAAAAGAGGCCGGGUUGCGAGUAAAUUGGUCUAAAUGUGAAUUCUUUAAGGACAGUGUAACAUACUUAGGAUACAAAAUUGAUAAAAAGGGUCUACACACUGAUGCAAAUAAGAUAAAAGCUAUUGUUUCGGCGCCAUCACCGAAAGACAAAAAUGUAAAAUGGUAUUGGGGUUGCGAAUGUGAAAGUGCCUUCAAAAGAGUUAAAAACAUUCUCAGUAGUUCGCCUGUGCUAGCACACUACGAUCCCAAGUUACCGUUGCUGUUGUCGGUGGACAGUAGCGCGUAUGGACUCGGCGCGGUUCUCACGCACCGCUACUCCGACGGAUCGGAACGUCUUAUCAGUUGCGCCUCGCGUACUCUUAAUGAGGCCGAGCAACAGGGAUGCUUGGUUUGGGGAUAUAGAGUAAUUAUCCCUGCCAGUUUGCACUCCGCUGUGUUAGACGAAUUACAUUCCGGGCAUAUAGGCGUUGUUAAAAUGAAACAGCUGGCUCGGAACUAUCUGUGGUGGAGCGGCUUGGACGCCGAUAUUGAGCCUGUUAGGAAAUAA